CCCAGAUACGGACGGUUGCAGAGUUAUGGUGUGGAUACUCAUAAUCACGCCGUGGUACGGUAUCCCUAUUUUUUCGGCUUUUCUCCCCUUCGUCUUCUUCCAUUUUUUUCCCCCAAAAACUUGUAUCAAUUUUCUCACCAAACCCUAAUCAUCACUAUCAUACGCGCACAUUUCUACAUACAUACAUACAAUUACACGUAUAUAUCAACCGUUUGAAGGAAAAUUUCACGCAAUUGCACAUACUGCACGGGAAAUUAAAAAAAAAAAAAUUGUUGGUUAGGGUUGGUGAAAAUGGCGGCGUUCUGGAAGAACAACAGCGUCGACAUUGAAAUGGGGAACGGCGGGCAACUUUACCCGGGGAUGAUGGAAAACCCGCAGAUGAGGUGGGGUUUCAUCCGUAAAGUUUAUUCCAUCCUGUGCGUGCAGUUGCUUCUCACAUUUGGGGUUGCCAUCGCCAUGGUUCUUACUCCUCCUGUUCGAGAAUUCAUGCGUUCGCCUAGAGGCUUCUUCGUUUUGCUCCCUAUCAUGGUUGUCACCUUUAUACUGUGCAUGAUGAUGAGCUGCUUCAGCAAACGACAUCCAUGGAACUAUGUCUUCUUGCUUCUCUUCACCAUAGCUAUCGCAUGUCUGGUUGGAGCUGUGUGCGCACAAAGUAAAGGUCAAGCUGUCUUGAUGGCUGCUGGCCUUACACUACUGUUGACCGUUGGUUUGACUUUGUUCACAUUCGUUGCUGCGAAACGAGGCCACGACUUCAGCUUUCUGGGGCCUUUCUUGUUCUGUGCUCUCUUGGUGCUCAUGGCUUUUGGGAUCAUUAGGAUUAUAUUCCCUUUGGGAAAAGUGGGAGAGCAGGUGAUUGGCUGCAUUGGGGCGCUCGUUUUCUCUGGUUUUAUUAUAUAUGAUACGGAUAAUUUGAUAAAGCGUUUCGACUAUGAUGAGUACAUUGAUGCAGCAGCUUGCCUUUUCCUCGACAUAAUCAACCUGUUCUUGAAUCUGCUUGCUAUUUUUGAGUCUGCUGAUUAAGGGUUGUUUGGUUGCUUGUGAAGAAGAAACUCCGAGUUCCACCUCUACUACACUCUAACAACAGGGAUUUUAACUGUGUGUUGAUCUUGUUCUUUUCAAGAAUAUUAUGUGAAGCUUUUUUUAGCUGCAUUUGCUGACAUUUUUCAGGCUUAUCUGAAAAUUUGUUGGUUUUAUGAUGUUAAUUAGUAACACAAUGUCUAUAGUUGUGCUAAUUACAAGACGUUUAACGGUACAAAAUUACGUUGAUAGCUUUGUGAU
This is a messenger RNA of Erythranthe guttata (spotted monkey flower), 1278 nucleotides long. RefSeq names its product protein LIFEGUARD 1. Lineage: Eukaryota; Viridiplantae; Streptophyta; Magnoliopsida; Lamiales; Phrymaceae. The record is from RefSeq and is a predicted model, not a curated record. Gene Ontology annotation, cellular component: membrane.